Messenger RNA from Cyanistes caeruleus (blue tit), 1672 nucleotides. RefSeq names its product BCDIN3 domain containing RNA methyltransferase (gene BCDIN3D). Gene Ontology annotation, cellular component: cytoplasm. Gene Ontology annotation, molecular function: RNA methyltransferase activity; O-methyltransferase activity. Gene Ontology annotation, biological process: negative regulation of pre-miRNA processing. Lineage: Eukaryota; Metazoa; Chordata; Aves; Passeriformes; Paridae. The record is from RefSeq and is a predicted model, not a curated record.
GCAGCCUGGGAUAGUGGGAGGUGCCCCUACCCACGGCAUGGAACGGAUUUUAAGGUCCUUUUCCACCCAAACCAUUUCGCGAUUCCAUGAAAAUAAAGAAGGGCCGAUCCAGGGAGCAGGCAGCUUUCACCUGCAUUCGUGAGCUCCAGGCGCCCUCUGCUCCUCACGCUGGGGUUGAAAGCAGCAACGAAAGAAAUCCUGUGCCAGCCUGACCCUAAAGCUGUGCCAGGGCCCUGAGCCUCCCUCUGCUCUUAAACCCGCCUUGAACGGGAACUUUCAUUUCCUUCUGCUUUAAAACCUCUCUCAGCUGCAGUCUGUGGGGUCCUGGGCAUCCCAGUGCAAUCAGGGGCUGUGGCUGCGCUGGUGGCGCUGUCCCUUGUCGCUAUCACUGCCCCGCGUCGUCCUCCUCGGAAUAUUUCUGCCUCGGAACGUUUCUCUUCAGUUGCGGUUUCCGCCCGGCGUGUGGGAACAGCGGGAAAAUGGCGGCGCCCAUGAGCCGGGGGAGGCGCGGCCCCGAGCCCGGCGCGGCUCCCUACGGGAACUUCCCGAAUUAUUCCCGGUUCCACCCGCCCGAGGGGCGCGUCAGCCUCCUGCCCCAAGGGCUCCUGUGCAGCCUCUUCCCCGCGGCCACCCGCCCGCUUCUCGGGCUCGAUGUGGGCUGCAAUUCUGGGGAGCUGAGUGUGGCUCUGUACCAGCACCUCCUGGGGCUCCAGGACAGCAAUUCCAGCCCGGAGCCAGCGGGAGCCAGGAAGGAGCUGAAGCUGCUGUGCUGUGACAUUGAUCCCGAGCUGAUCCAGAAGGCCCAGCAGAGCAGCCCCUUCCCUGCUUCCAUCUCCUUCGCCAACCUGGACUUCAUGGAUUCCGGGGCCAGGGAGCCGUUCCUGAGCUCCUACCUGGAGCGCUUUGGCCGCUCCUCCUUUGACAUUGGCUUCUGCAUGUCUGUGACCAUGUGGAUCCACCUGAACCACGGGGACAGGGGCCUGCUGGAAUUCCUGGCCCUGCUGGCCUCCCUGUGCACGUUCCUGCUGGUGGAGCCGCAGCCCUGGAGGUGUUACCGGGCGGCCGCGCGCCGGCUCCGGAGGCUGGGCCGGGACGACUUCGAGCACUUCCGAUCCCUGCAGAUCAACGGGAACAUGGCCGAGAGCAUCACCCGCAUCCUGACGCAGGAAUGUGCCAUGGAGCUCGUCUGCUGCUUCGGGAGCACCAGCUGGGACAGGAGCCUCCUGCUCUUCAAAUCCACCAGUGCCCAUCCUGAGGGCUCCGACUGAGGAACUUGCACAUCCAUGGAUUCGUGGGCAAGGAGGCAGAUCUGGGAAUUCCUAAAUCUCUGUUAGGACCAAGCCUUGACUUCCCACGGAAAUUCAAGGCAAGGAAUGUCUGUGACUGAUCUUUUGGGACAGUUUUAACUGGCUUUGUGGGGUGUGAGGUUGUUCAAGGAAGUGCUCCUGGAAUCCAAGUUCCUACAUGUGCUUUUCAUGUGUAUCAAGAAUAUUCCCUGGAAUAACAGGGAAUAUGCCCAAGGAAAUAUAGAAUGUCCUGAUUGAAGUGGCUUCACAAGGAUCCUCGAGUCCAGCCCCUGGCCCUGCACAGGAUAUCCCAAAAAACCCCCACUAAUCCCAAAAUCCUGAUGCCCAAGUUGUCCAGACAUUCCCAGACCUCCAGAAUCGUAGAA